Molecule: messenger RNA, 576 nt
Organism: Paramecium tetraurelia
Lineage: Eukaryota; Ciliophora; Oligohymenophorea; Peniculida; Parameciidae
Exons: 2
Source: RefSeq, a predicted model, not a curated record
AUGAUUUAAUAGUAAUUAGAUAAUCAACCAUUCAAAUUCUCAACAAUCAAUUUUUCUAAUCCCAACUCUUCCUUUCAUAAAUAUGUUAAAGAUGAAGCACAAACAUAAUAAAUGCCAGAAUCUAGAAUAGAAGUAUGGCAUAGAGCUUCUAUUUCAACAGAAGAAUCGUAGGAGGAUUCAGAAUCGUAAAAAAUUAUUAAGAAAGGAAAGAUCAGCAAAACUAAAGAUAAAGAUCAACCACAACCUUAGAAAUCUGAGACUAAAAACAUUCCCAAAAAUUUUGGAGUCCUCCUAAAGAAAUAUUUAUGUAGUAAAAAUACAGAUAAUUAGGCUAUCAAAGCUUUCUUAAAGAAUGGAGAACACAAGAAAAACUUCUCAAGACAAGACUUUACUAGGUUGUUUAAUGAUCCCGUUGCAGCAGAAUUAUCUAGACAAUAUUUUUCUGGAUUUUAAAUUAUACACGACCUCAUGAUAAGUGAAAAAAUUCAAGAUGUUAAGAACCAUAUGAAAUAUAUAAGUAAAUUUUAUAAUUCUACUUACAAUAAAUAAGAGCUAGACGAACUUAAAUUAUAAUGA